AUGAUUCAGGUCUUUCUAUUUCUAGUGGGGUGUUUUACAUUUAAUGAUGCUAUGUAUUAUGCAAAGAUUGGAAUUCCAGGAUGCUUGAUGUAUAACAAUACUUGCGUGGAAUCAUGCCCUGAGCACAUGCAUAGAGUGAACAGUGAAUGUAGACCGACGCCUUCACAGAGGACGUGCGACGAACCUGUCGCAAUCUCAAUCGGUGUCGUGUGCGACUGGUCCCGCUGUGACUGCGACUUUCCCUUCGUACUGCAUCCCGCCUCUGGAUACUGCUUUGCUUACGAGGAUUGCCCA
Brenthis ino (lesser marbled fritillary) is the source of this 294-nucleotide messenger RNA. The record is from the annotation of a GenBank genome assembly. NCBI's taxonomy places the organism in Eukaryota, Metazoa, Arthropoda, Insecta, Lepidoptera, Nymphalidae.